AUGGCGGAGAUCGCGUUGCUGAUGGCGGAGGAGUACGAGAGGGCACAGAAGUGGCGCAAGGAGGCGCCGGCGGAGGUCCCGGUCUGCGUUUUCUUCUCUUACCUCCCAAAUCUGAGGAAGAAGGCCGAUGGAGUUUCCUCUCCUCCGGUGGCGAAGCUGGAGGUGAGGGCCAGGAAGGCGAUCUGCGCGGGACAGGCCGCGGAGUCCAAGACCUCCUCCUUCGGUCUGGCCGCCAUGGAAGGCUUCUUCCCGGCCUGA
Spirodela intermedia is the source of this 258-nucleotide messenger RNA. NCBI's taxonomy places the organism in Eukaryota, Viridiplantae, Streptophyta, Magnoliopsida, Alismatales, Araceae. The record is from the annotation of a GenBank genome assembly.